AUGAGCGAACUAUCGAAGAAAGAGCAUGCGAAAGCAGCAGCAGCAGCAGCAGCAGCAGCAGCAAUAGGAGAAGCAGCAGCAGCAGCAACAGCAGCAGCAAUAAGAGCAGCAGCAGCAGCAGCAUCAACAGGAGAGGACAUAUUAAGCCAAGCAACAAUCAAUUGCAGCAGAAGCCCCGCCCUCGCGGCAGCAGCAGCAGCAGCAGCAGCAGCAGCAGCUGCUGCUGCUGCAGCUCAGGCCAGCUUUAAGGCCAGCUGCAGCAGCAACAGCAGCAGCAACAGCACCAACUGCUCUAGGAUCAGCAGCAGCAAGAACAGAGGAGCGGGAUCGCCUGCAGCGGAAGCAGCAGCACGCCAAACAGCAGCAGCAGCAGCAACAGCAGGGACUCCCCCCGUUUCUUCUUUGUCAAGAAUAUCAGCAUCCUGCUGCUGCACCCCUGAGGAGCUCCAGCAGCAGCAGUUGGGGGCCCCUUGCUGCUUCUUUGGGCCCCCCGUGAACACAUCUAUAGCCGUUUCGGGUGUAUCGACAGCGGCAAGAGCAGCAGCAGUCGCAGCAGCACCAGCAGCUGCAGCAGCUGCACCAGUUGGAGCAGCAGCAGAAUCAAGAGCAGCAGUUUCAGCAGCAACAGCAGCAGCACGAACAGUUGCAACAGUUGCAGCAGUAGCAUCAGCCGUUGCGGCAGCAGCAGCAGGUGGAGCAGCAGCAAGUGCAGCAGCAGGAGCUGUUUCUUUUUAUCAUUCGUUCUUAGCGGCAUGCAUCCUGCAGCAGCGCAGAUAUGGGGGCCCCCUGGGCUUUCAGGCUGAAGCCUGCAGCAGCAGCAUCAGCAGCAGCAGCAGCAGCAGCAGCAGCUCUUCUAUUUUGCUUUCUUUUUCUCCCUCAUCUCUGGCUAGACAGCAUCUUUUCAUGGGGGGCCCCCAAGCACUCUCAGCAGUGGGGGAUAGGAUUAAGGCUGCAGCAGAAGGCAAAGAUUACUAUGGGAUCCUCGGGGGGGCCCCCCCCAUUAGGGGCCCCUUUGAGGGGCCCCCAGGGGGCCCCUUUGAAUUAAUAAGCCCGCCUCUUGAGGAAGAUUUGCAUGCACAUGCGCAGACACUGCAGCGCUUCUAUCUUAAUCCAAUUAGUUGGCUUGCAGCAGAGCAGCAGCAGCAGCAGCUUCUAGCAGCAGCAACACCGGAAGCUGACAGCGAAGGGGGUGUAGAGGCAUUAGAAGGGGCCCUACAAUGGGGCCCCCUUGCCCGUGGAGGGGCCCCCAAAGGGGCUUCCCGAGCAUACUGGGGAGAGAGAGAUGAGGGGUCUCCUUUGGGUGGCCUUGGAGGGUCCCUUGGGGGUCCUGCUGCUGCUGCAGCAGCAGCAGCAGCAGCAGCUGCUGCUGCUGCUGCUGCUGGGAGUUCUUUGGGUUUAGUUAGACGAAGAUUGGGGGCUGAUAACCGCAGCAAAGUGGGGAGCUUUAAGGGGCCCCUUGGGAAGGGGAGGGGUCAUCAUCCGGGGCCCUACAAGUUUGAUGCUGCUGCGGGGCCCCAAAUGAUGCAGCAGCAGCAGCAGCAGCAGGCAAAUGCAGAGGUACCCACUAUGGGGGCCCCCCUGGGGGCCCCCAUGGGGACCCCAAUGGGGCCCUCAAUGGGGGCCCCAAUGGGGCCAACGGGGGGGCCCCCUGGGGGCCCCUCCUCCGUUGGGGGGGGCCCCCGGGGGCCCCUCUCUUGGCCUCAGCGAGGAGAUAGGGCCCCCCACGAGUUUUAUCAAGAUACGAAGCGGGGCCCCACAGUAAGGGGGCUUCGGUGGACGCCAGACCCUCGCGUGCUGCACCCAGAAUUGCUAAAAGAUUUUGUUGGGGAGACUAUUACCCCUGAGCUGUCUAAAGAGAGACUCUUAUGGCAAGACGCUUACGGGUUUAAUAAGGAGUUGUAUGUCUCAAGUGCUGCGAGGAGAGGAAGCCGCUUUAAAAUUAUCUUCACUGAUGUGUUGGGUGCGGGUGGGAUAGGGGUUGUACUCUCGGCGAUCGACGUAACAAACAACAGGCGCUUGGCUGUGAAGGUCUGCCGCCUCCGCAACCGCAGCAGAAGGGGCCCUCAGUACGAUCAAGAUGUUUUAAAAAGAAGAGUGCAGCAAGAGAUUUCUCUCUGGAAGUUCGUUCCCCCCGGUGUUGAUGUGCAGCAGUGGGCACAGGUGUCUCAAGUGGUGAUUCCGCUGGACUUGGUUGAGCCGGUGGAGAAGAUUUUGACGACAGACGCAGAAAGCAGCAUCUACUCGCACGAAUGGGUCGUCUUCGAUGUGUUCGCUGGAGAUCUCCUCAGCGUCAGCGAGAUAUGGAAAAGCCGAAUGACUGUGCGAAUAGAAGUUACGAAGCAGGUUAUGUACUCCGCAAUGAGUCUGCAUGCAAUGGGGCUUGUGCAUUCUGAUAUUAAAGCCCCAAACUUCUUUAUUCAACAGGACGGAAGAAUAUUCUUAGGUGACAACGGCUUGUGCACGCCAGUGAAUCAGAACACAGAGUGUUUGAACGGAACUCGGCGUUAUUUACCUCCUGAGAAUAUGCGUUGUCAAUUAUACGAGAAGAGACGAAUAUUAACGUCAGAGAGGAAAGACUCUUGGGCUGUAGGCGUUCUUCUCUUUCAUUUGUUUUGUUCUGCUCUGCCUUUUGAUGUACCCCCCAGCGACUUCGUUGGUAAGUGA
Eimeria acervulina is the source of this 2664-nucleotide messenger RNA. Its product is annotated as Rhoptry kinase family protein, related. Gene Ontology annotation, cellular component: cytoplasm. The record is from RefSeq and is a predicted model, not a curated record. Gene Ontology annotation, molecular function: ATP binding; protein serine/threonine kinase activity. The coding region runs from base 1 to 2664 and encodes 887 amino acids. NCBI's taxonomy places the organism in Eukaryota, Apicomplexa, Conoidasida, Eucoccidiorida, Eimeriidae. Gene Ontology annotation, biological process: protein phosphorylation. The transcript has 10 exons.